Molecule: messenger RNA, 440 nt
Organism: Penaeus monodon (black tiger shrimp)
Lineage: Eukaryota; Metazoa; Arthropoda; Malacostraca; Decapoda; Penaeidae
Product: hepatocyte nuclear factor 6-like
Exons: 3
Coding region: 1-417 (138 amino acids)
Biological process (GO): regulation of transcription by RNA polymerase II
Cellular component (GO): nucleus
Molecular function (GO): DNA-binding transcription factor activity, RNA polymerase II-specific; RNA polymerase II cis-regulatory region sequence-specific DNA binding
Source: RefSeq, a predicted model, not a curated record
AUGUGGUUCUUCAAAACCAAUGCUUAUGAACGAAUAGAUAGUGAUACUGCCUGCAAAAGGAAAGAGGAGCAGCAAAACCAUCCCGAUCAGCAGCCUGCUCCCAAGAAGCCACGGCUAGUUUUCACGGAUUUGCAGCGUCGUACACUGCAAGCUAUUUUUAAGGAGACGAAGCGGCCCAGCAAGGAGAUGCAGGUGACGAUCGCGCGGCAGCUGGGCCUCGAGCCGUCGACGGUGGGCAACUUCUUCAUGAACGCUCGUCGCCGCUCCAUGGACAAGUGGAAGGACGACAACGAGGGCUCCAACAAGAUGUGCGGGCUGUCGUCGCCGAACAGCACGGUGGUGCACAUGGCGCAGGUGCCGCAGAUGAACCAGACCAACUCGAUGGUGGGCCACUGCCUCGACGACCACGACUUGUGACAGGCCACCCCGCAGCCCCUGGU